Messenger RNA from Aspergillus uvarum CBS 121591, 1374 nucleotides. Its product is annotated as Zn(II)2Cys6 transcription factor. The record is from RefSeq and is a predicted model, not a curated record. NCBI's taxonomy places the organism in Eukaryota, Fungi, Ascomycota, Eurotiomycetes, Eurotiales, Aspergillaceae. The transcript is spliced from 5 exons. Gene Ontology annotation, molecular function: zinc ion binding; DNA-binding transcription factor activity, RNA polymerase II-specific. Gene Ontology annotation, biological process: regulation of DNA-templated transcription. The coding region runs from base 1 to 1374 and encodes 457 amino acids.
AUGAUGAAGGUUAUGCUUGUUGCUUGUGAGCCUUGUCGCCAGAGAAAGAGGAAAUGCGACCGAGCAUACCCAUCCUGCGCCCUGUGUCAUAAGACUGGCCGCAAGUGCUUCUAUGCUGUCUAUCGAGUCACGGACCCGAUCCACGAGAAACCAAAGCCCAAUGCCACUGUCGCGGUGGAAUCCCACAAGAAGAAUCCCCGAGAUAUCAGCCCGGAUUCGUGGGAAGCCGUGUCGGAUCAACUGUCUUUGUCCUGGGCGAUACAGUCGCCGACCGUCCCGGAAUCGUAUCCCAUCGCCUAUCGCUGGUACAUGCCAAAGUUGAUCAAACACUUUUACAAUGGACUCGGUGUUGCGCAGAUCCCAGUCGGCGCCAAGUGUAGUGCUUACAAGCUGCAGACCGUUUGGCUCAGAAGCGCAAUGGAAGAUCCCUGCUUAUUUCAUGCCACACUGUUCGCCGGCUCUUCCCAUUUUGAUAUCUCUCGGGGACAGAAGCAAAGCAUGAUCACCCUAUAUCACUACAAUGAGCUGAUCAAGCUGGUCAAGAAGCGUCUUGCCGACCCAGCGACCGCGUUGGACGAUCGUACGAUCGCUUCUAUUACCCCACUGGCACUAUUUGCUAAUCUUGGUGGUGAUCGAGCUUCAGCCGAAGUGCACCGAACUGGUCUGGAGAACAUGGUGAUGCUACGGGGCGGGAUGCACAACCUGGGCUUAGACGGCCUGAUUUCAUCACUCAUCCACAUGAACCGAAUCGUGUCCAAUAUCGUCUUUGAUUUGGGGGCGAGCACCGUACCUCAGUUUCAGCUGAUGCCCCCACUCAGUCUCGAAGAACGGAUACUCAACAUGCCUACGAGACCACCUGGACCCGACAGCUUUCUUUGCUCGAUCAAGGCCCUGUUUCAACACGUGCACCAGACAAAGCUCCAGUCAAUGUCUUCCCGGCGAACGGAUCACUGGGGCCAGGGCACGCCAACAAUUCUCACAAUGCCACCGCCUACGACUGAGGACCCUAUCUACCAGUGCUGCUAUCUCGCUUGCAAGAUCUUCCAGACGAUCGUCGAUGGUGGGGCCAGCGGGUGCAGUUUUGUUGAGUACCUGGACGCAUUGGCGAGAAGCCUGCGAGACGCGCUAGCCCUGACGGAGGAGGAGGUCUGGCUGCGGCAUUUUCCCGUGCCUCACACUUGGGCCUGCAUCACCGGCGCCGCCGCGUCGAGUGAUUCUCAGAUCCGGACGUGGUUUUACUUCCGGCAAGCGUCCACCGCGCGAAUUCUCAACAUCGACGGGGACUACACCUUCCUGGAUGACCUUUCUUCGCACUUCGACUGGCUUCGAAGCCUGCGGCGGGACGCCCUCCAGCGCGACGAGAAAGCGGUCUGA